UUAAUGAUGUCAACUCAGCAAAAUCAAAGAAAAAUGGGUGUUUGUCGUCGACCCCUUUAUUUUGUGGCUUAAUAUAUUGUAAUUUCAUGUAAAUAUCAGUUUCUUAAAGCCCAAAUUUUAUGAAUAAUUUUGCUUUAUUAACAGGAGAAUGUUAUUUUGUUGUAAAUAAACCGGUUGGUUGUGAUCUUAUUGCAAAAAUUUAGUGUUGUCGUCUGGAUGAAAAACAACUAUUCUUGAAAACAAAAAGUGAAAUCAAUGCAGGAUGUAUUUUUCGAUUGGAUGGCCACGGGUUAUCAAUUGUUCAUAUAAAAAUAUACGCAAAAUAUCAUGCGAUCGCGUAAAAAUCCUUUUUACGAUCCUUACGGAUGAUACACUUGCAAUUUGGUACACAAAGCCUUGUGUUCCAAUUGCGGCUAAGAUUCGCAGCCCCGAGUGCGUAGAGAAUUAUGGCCAGAACACAGCCGUCGAGUGGAAACCGGACUCCAGCAUGCUGUUGGUGGUCACGACAACCGGAACACUGUUCAUGUACACUUUAAUAGUAAGUGAUUCGCCGAAAGGAGUAUAUAAUCAGAACGAUUCACCUUUUUCCAACCUCCGGAGGGACAGCGCGGAGUUAUUUCUCAAAGAAACAAUCCCUUCUUUGCGACUUUCGUUGACGCAUCAGCUGUCGUUGUACGUUCCGAUAUCGUGCAUUUCUUGCAUCAAUGUUUCGCAGAUUAUGGUGGCAACUAAAAAUGGUCGCGUGAUCCGACUCAAUUGGAACGGUAUAGAGGAGCGCGAUUAUGCCCUCGAUUUGAAACGUAUACCUUUCAGUAUUAAUCAGCAAGUUAGCUACGCUGUUCCAAUACUGGAGAACAACACUUACAUUGAAUCGAUUGAUUAUUCACCUUUACUUUGUGGAUUUGCUAUUACAUUGAACGAUGGACGAGCUGCAUUUUUGACUGCGGGAAAUACGAAAUUUGAUCCAAAUCAAGUACAGGGCAUUUGGUGCCAGAACGUGGAUGAUGCAACAUGUGCUGUAAUUAACCAUAAAUAUCGCUUGAUUGCAUUCGGAAGACGUAAUUCGCAAGCCAACAUGUACGUAAUAGAUGACUUAACAGGCGGUCUAGAAUUGUCUCAUCGGUUGGUUUUAAGCGCUAAGGAUUUUCCCGGUUCUCCUGGACACGUAAGCGAACUCAAGUGGACUCCGGAUGGAUGCGCUAUAAUGAUGGCAUGGAGCAAUGGCGGCAUAUCGCUUUGGAGUACGUUUGGCUCAUUGUUGAUGUGUUCACUAGGCUGGGAUUAUGGAUUGCACGUCGAUUUAUCGAAAAAUAACCCAUUUAACGUAAUUAGUAUGGACUGGUCAACUGAAGGAUACCAAUUGUUUAUGGUGCGUCAAUUAAAUGAACUAAUUCCAUCCGAAUCUUAUAGCGUUAACUUAGAUAAGUCUGCCUCGUCUUCAUCGUUGGUAUCGAGUCCCAAUGUUUCGGUCGGUAGUAGUAGAGAAAUUGGUGAAAGUGUACACAAGCCAAAUUUGAAACGAUCCAACAGUUCCGGGACUAGAACAAUGCUCAUACAGUUAGAUUUUGUGAAAAGUAUUCUAACAAUCAAUCCUUGCAUGAGUUACAAUUCGUACUUACUGCUACAGGGCGACGAUAAGCUGUACAUAAAUCAUGGAGAUGUUCUGCAGAAUAUUUAUCACUCUUCGAACACUUAUACAAAUGAAGACGAUAAAAAUGCUUACACCAAUAACAUGCAGUACCCCGGUUUAUCAAAAAAAGAUCUAGAUUACAUGAGAAACAUGGAUGAUAACAACGUGGAGAAAUAUGUGCAAGUUAACAGUGUACUGUCGGAAAGUAAACACUGGGUUGUGUUAAAUCUCCCAACGGCUUACACGGCAUCGAACUGGCCAGUCAGAUACAGUGCAAUCGAUUUUCUGGGAACUAAUGUGGCAGUGGCAGGACGAACCGGUGUAGCCCUUUAUUCGUUUAACAGUCGUAAGUGGAAGCUAUUUGGAAACGAAACCCAGGAGAAAGAUUUCGUCGUUACCGGUGGACUCUUGUGGUGGAAUGAGUUUGUCAUAAUGGGAUGUUACUCAUUGCUCGGAUUCCAUGAUGAACUUAGAAUCUACUCGAAGGAAAACAAGUUGGACAACCGUUUUGCUAGCAUAACUAAGAUGAAUGCUCCAGUAAUGCUGAUAAAUUUGUUCAAAGAUCAAUUGAUAGUCUUCACUGCUGACGGACAUGUUACAGUUUUCUCACUGCUAGAAGAUGAUAACCAUCAGGUGGAGUUGGAAAAGAUGCACAUUUACGACAUAAAAAAUGUGUGCAUUCAUCCCGCUUGUGUUAUUUCUGUUUUGAUGACGAACUUAAGAAACGAGGCUGGAGUUAAGAGCACCUACGACAACAGUCUUUCGGAAACAUUGAUCUUGAACGUAUCAGGUCGCGUGCUGAUGGUACAAACUGAUUACAUAGGAAAUGCAACAUCACAGUUGGCAUCAACAUGCUUGGCUUCGUCGGUAGAAUGUAUCUGGGUGUCGGAUUCGAACAAAACUCAUAUAAAAGAAUCUCUAUGGCUUUACUGUGGUGGCCACGGAAUGCGUGUUUGGUUACCAGUUUUCCCUAGAAACGGUGAAACUGGAACUCGAAGUCACAGGCAUACCUUCAUGAGCAAGCGGAUAAUGCUAUCGUUCACGUUAAAAAUUUAUCCACUUGUGAUUCUUUUUGAGGAUGCAAUGAUUCUUGGAGCGGAAAAUGAUACGGUACUAUACACGAGCGAUCCAUCGGUUUACUUUUCACUGCCAUAUUGUGCUUUGAAAAGAACGAGUCAAGUCUAUUUGCAUCAAAUUCUACGUCAAUUGAUCAGGAGAAACCUUGGAUAUAAUGCAUGGGAAAUAGCUCGAUGUUGCACGAACCUUCCAUAUUUUCCUCAUUCACUCGAACUUUUACUACACGAGGUGCUUGAAGAAGAAGCAACCAGCAAAGAUCCUAUUCCUGAUGCCCUAUUGCCGAGUGUGUUAGAGUUUAUUCAAGAGUUUCCUGUUUAUCUUGAGACAGUGGUUCAAUGUGCUAGAAAAACCGAAAUUGCUCUAUGGCCGUAUCUAUUCUCGAGUGCUGGUAAACCAAAAGAAUUGUUUCAACAAUGUAUGGCCGCGAAACAAUUGCAAACCGCUGCUAGUUAUUUGAUUAUAUUGCAAAAUCUUGAGCCAUCAGCUGUAAGUCGCCAAUAUGCCACAUUAUUAUUGGACACGGCUUUAGAACAAAGAAAUUGGUCACUAGCUAAAGAUUUGGUACGCUUUCUUCGAGCGAUUGAUCCAAAUGACGUAGAAUCACCCCGCUCAUCAUAUGUCUUCGGUAACAAGUUUGGAAUGAAUGCUGCCGGUCCAUCUGUGUCACCGAACGCUGAAGACUUGAGUCUCAUUUUGGGAAGCAGCAUGACUCGGGGUAGAAGUUUUUCCACAACAGUUAAUCCAAAAUCAAAUGAUACAUUCAACAACGCAACCAUAGUUAAUAAGGAGAAAAACAUUAUAUUCAACAGUUCAAGCAGUAACAGCAAUGUUGAUACCACCGUAGUACAAAAAAGAAAGAAAAGUGUGCCAAAUACUCCUAAGGAAAGAGAUUCAUCAAGUGCCGAAGAUUUUUUUAUAGAUGUCAUCUUGCAACGACAUGCACGGCGCUUCCUGCAACUAAAAAAACUGGAGGACUUAGGCCGUAUGAGUGCUACGCUUGAUUUUCAUCUCGUUGGAUACUUAACGCGAGAGAAGGACCGGGCAGCAAGAAUAGAAGACUUCGUAACGGCUCUUAGAACUCUACACGAUGAACUGGACUGGCCAAAGCCAUGCUUAGAUCUUAGUUUAAUUCAAAAUGGUCCCACUUCAAAUCAACCAGAGUCUCCUGCUUCGAAUAUUUCCAACAAAUCGGCUUUUGACGUAGCUCAACGAACUGAGGAUUCUGGAUAUAAUAGUUUAUCUAUCAACAGAAUUACCGAAGGGGUAAUGAAUGGAAGUGGAGUUGACAAAAAAGCACUAACCGAUCCAUUGAUUGCUAUGACGUUUGCCAAGUUAGAAGAAACUACAAACGAUGGAAAAGAGCUUUCAUUUAUUGACACUAAAGAAGCUAACUUAUCCCCCAUGAACGACAAUGUCAGUGUUCGAUCCGAUCAUGUAGUAACGAAUUGGGCUGAUGAUGGUUGCAACUCACUAAAUCAGGAAAUAGAGGACAGUUUUAACAGAGCUAUGGAGAAUAUUUCCAAAAAUAGCAGUAGUUCUAAAAGAGAACAACACAAAUUGGAGAUCAAAAUGCGCUAUUUGUUACAGAUCUUCACCGAGGCCAAUUGUUACGAGUUUUCAUUGUUGCUAUCAGUCCUUUUACUGGAUGUGGCGUCAGUUUGCAGGAUAACAAACGCUGCGAUAAGAUCAAAGUCUUUGGUUGUUUGUCGGCAACUGAGAAACGGAUUGAAAGACAUGACGAGAUGGAGCUUUAACGAAUGUUUAGGCUAUCGGCCAUUCAUGAUUGCUUUGCAACCUCAACUGGCUGUACUUGACAAGUUUGUGAUCCAGCAAGAAGCAAUUCCAUCUCUGACUGCUACAACCAAUACUAGUGUGCAAUACAAACUGCCAGUGGGACCGAUUCCAUCGGAUUUAUGCGUAAUUCCAGAAACUGGAUCGGGAUCGGUGCUUUCUGUUGCUACUGAAACCAACUCUCGCAGUCGUUAUCAAAGCACUGGGACGGAUAAGGUGGAUGCAAGAACGCGUCAUCUGUUGGACAAGAAAAGUAAUACAGUACUUGAGAUCAGUUACAAUAAACGUGAUCGAUUGGCUAGCGCCAGCAGCGGCGAAAAUAAUACUAGUUCUAGUAAUUCUAGUGCCAACAUUCCUAGACAUGCAGCAAAUUUGGUUAGGUCUGUGUCAGAUUUGGAGGUUGAAAACAUUCGAAAGAUGGCGUCUGGGAAAAAUGGUGACCGAAUUUCGGUAGCAUCGAUGCCAAUUAGUGAGGAGCCUGAACGAGUCUCUGGCUGUGUACUGAUGUAAUCGGAAAUAAUGAAUAAAGUUUAGUUGCAAUUGUAUUUAUUCAAAAGUUUUAACCUAAGAGGAUAGCUCACUGUUUACAUUUCCACUCUCAAUCUGUACUCAUUUAAUUAAAUUGAUACGCAAUUA
Ochlerotatus camptorhynchus is the source of this 5134-nucleotide messenger RNA. It is a transcript of the gene Rich, whose product is annotated as Guanine nucleotide exchange factor subunit Rich. Gene Ontology annotation, molecular function: protein binding. The record is from RefSeq and is a predicted model, not a curated record. Gene Ontology annotation, biological process: retrograde transport, endosome to Golgi; intracellular protein transport. Bases 263 to 5008 code for a protein of 1581 amino acids. Gene Ontology annotation, cellular component: Golgi membrane; Ric1-Rgp1 guanyl-nucleotide exchange factor complex; cytosol. The transcript is spliced from 13 exons. Lineage: Eukaryota; Metazoa; Arthropoda; Insecta; Diptera; Culicidae.